Ciona intestinalis (vase tunicate) is the source of this 1178-nucleotide messenger RNA. NCBI's taxonomy places the organism in Eukaryota, Metazoa, Chordata, Ascidiacea, Phlebobranchia, Cionidae. The record is from RefSeq and is a predicted model, not a curated record.
AAAAAAUCAUUUUAUUAAAAUUUCCAUGAAAAAAUUUUUGCCGAAAGCGCCAAAUUAAUCAAGCAUGACAAAGCACGUGCUUUUUACAAAAUGUAAACAAAUCCAUUCAUAAAAUAUUUAGCUACGAAAAUGGAUAAAAUUGUUUUAAGUUACCAUGAUUCUUUACUAAGGGAGUCAGACCUACGUUUAUUAGAUACUGGGCAAUGGUUGAACGACAAAAUAAUUGGAUUUAUGUUUCAGUAUUUUCAAUACGAAGUUUUCAGCAAGAAUUUCGAAGAAAUUUCGUUCUUAGACCCAGAUCUUGUGCAUUUAGUGAAAAUGAUGCCAGACAGGGAAAUCCCCUCAAUCCUCGAAUCCCUAAACCUUGAACCCAAACGUUUCAUUUUUCUCCCAAUAAACGAUAACGACGACGCACAAGCAGGAGGAAGUCACUGGAGCCUCCUCAUAUUCGACGCCGAGCAAGAAUGUUUCGAACAUUUCGAUUCAAGUGGCGAUUACAACCACACAGUGGCAGUAGAGGUGGCUGGAAAAUUUUCAAAAGUUUUAAAAUCAAACAAACUUGCGAGAAUGGAAACUCCCCAGCAGUGUAAUGGUUCAGAUUGUGGAGUUUACGUCGUCAAACUAACUGAGGUGAUCUGUAAAUCAAAACUAGACGCGUCGUCACCGUGGCAACCGUCGUUGAUUACAAAUGAUUUCAUCGCUAACGAGCGAGAAAAUAUCAGGAGAAUAAUUUUAACAAAAGCUGGGAAAUUGUGAAGUUUAUUUCAAAGUGAGUUUCAAUUGGAAGGUGAAGUUUGACAACUAAAAACAUCCUUUGCAACAAAAAAACAAGCGCCAUAACUAAGACUUGAACCCCCACCCCCCCACUCACCAAAACCAGGAGGGGCGUCAUCAUCUCGGUCGGGUUUGAUACAACCGAGACAUCGGCCCAUGGAUAAAAGACCUAGGUGUUGAAAGUUGUUGGUAAAUUUUAACUGUAUAAGUAUAGUGGGGGAAGAUGGAAACCUUUUCAUUCUAUUUCUUCCCCUAACUAUAUACAAAUAUAAUUAAAAUUUCAGCAAAAUUAGUUCGUUUUGUUUGAUCAAAAUUCAAAAAAUAUUUUCAUUUCUUUACAACUUUUUGUUUUAUCUUAUGUGAACUUUGUUAGUUUUGUUUGAAAUUAAACUUUAUUACAACAA